Messenger RNA from Brassica rapa (field mustard), 2195 nucleotides. RefSeq names its product transcription factor KUA1. Gene Ontology annotation, molecular function: DNA binding. Gene Ontology annotation, biological process: response to gibberellin; response to ethylene. NCBI's taxonomy places the organism in Eukaryota, Viridiplantae, Streptophyta, Magnoliopsida, Brassicales, Brassicaceae. The record is from RefSeq and is a predicted model, not a curated record.
AUGACGCGGCGAUGCUCUCACUGCAAUCACUAUGGUCACAACUCUAGGACAUGUCCCAGUCGUGGGGUGAUGCUUUUUGGUGUAAGGCUCACCGGAGGUUCGAUCAGGAAAAGUGCUAGUAUGGGUAAUCUUCUUAGCCAUGGGCAUGGGUCGGGUUCUCCGGGUGAUGUCCCUGACCAUGUCGCUGGUGAUGGUUACACUUCUGAGGGUUUCGUUGCUGGCUCUUCCUCUAGCCGCGAGAGAAAGAAAGGAGCUAUAUGGACAGAGGAAGAACAUAGGAUGUACUUGUUAGGUUUAGAGAAGCUAGGCAAAGGUGAUUGGAGAGGCAUUUCAAGAAAAUAUGUGAGGACAAGGACACCAACACAGGUUGCUAGCCAUGCUCAGAAGCAUUUCAUGAGACUAUCUGAUGUGUCUCGUCGCAAAAGACGUUCUAGUCUCUUUGAUAUGAUUCCUCAUGAGGGAGGAGUUACUCCAUUGGAUUUGCAAGCACCAAAAGCAGAGAAUACUCGUGUGGAAACAAAAAUGCAAAGGGGUGAUUCGGUUCACCAGUCAUUUGCUCGUAAUUCCAUUCAUGCAACAAUCGAAGAAUCUGAAUCAAUGGACUCAACAAACUCUACCAUUAAGGAACCAACCCCAACCACACAACUGCGUUCACAACCUCAACCGCAACGACCUGGCUCGUAUCCGGUACUGUAUCCAGGCUACUUCUCACCAUAUUACCCAUUUCCAUUCCCAGUAUGGUCUGCGGGUUAUGUUCUUGAACCAGCCAAGAAAGAGGAAACUCACGAGAUUUUCAGACCAACUGCAGUGCACUCGAAAGCUCCCUUCAAUGUCAAUGGGCUUCUUGGUAUGACUACUAAGCUCAGCCUUGGAGAGCCAAAAGAGAAUGGUGAAUCCGAUCAGUCUCUUUCGCUGAAGCUAGGUGGAGGUUCAGAGACGAGACAAUCACCAUUUCACCCGAAUGCUUAGCCCUCCUGAUAGUUCAGACAUCGCCAACGUGAUACAUGCGGCUUAAUCAUUGGUUGGGGGUUUAUUACAGGUUAAUUAUUUGGUCACAGUAACUUAAAAACAAGAUUUGCUUUGUUAGUUUUAGGGUCUUUUAGUUCAGCUUUGAUUAUUUGCGAGAGAGAAAAAAAACGAAAAGGGAAAAACAAAUUAUUACAUUUUUUUUUAUUAAAUUGAUCCUUUUGUAUUUCUACCUUUUAUAUUGCCGAUUUUUAUUGCUGAUCUCUAACAAAUCUCCAGUGAUCAAAAUAAACUAUAUGAGAACCGUCUUUGAGACUUUCAAUAAGACCCUUCAAAAAGUUUUAAGAAACUUCUUAUUUCAAUGUCAUAUCCAAGUUAAUUUUUAUUUUUAAUAUUUAAAAUUAAAUAAGUUAAGUUAUACUCCCUCUAUAUCAUUUUAAGAGGUAUUUAAGGAUUUUGCACAAAUAUUAAGAAAAUACAAACUUUUAUGCAAUUGGCAUUGGCUUUGGUUACAUAAAAUAACAUUAAAUAAAACUAAUUCAACCAAUAAAAAUAAGAUGCAUUAUUUUAUAAUUGGUCAAAAAUUUCAAAUGACAUUAAAUUUCACCUAGAAUUGUGAAAACAACACUUAUUUUGAAACAAAAUCAAAAUCUUUAAACACCAAUUAAACUGAUACGGAGGGAGUAUUACUUUUGGUGAAAUCUUUCCUAAAAAUAAUACUCUUAGGAGUUGAGAUGUAUUUAUUUUAAAAGGUUUAUUGGAGCGGUAAUGUGAGAGAAUUUCAAAAUUUACGAGGAAAAUUCUCUUAAAUCACUUUUUGGAAGCUAUAUAUGUUGACGGUUUUCAUGAAAUAAUUUGAUCCGUACUCAUGAAUACGUUUAAUUCAAUCACGUUAAACAAAUAGAAACGGAUGAAUCUUACACGCAGUAUUUCUCAAAUCACAGAAAUGUAGAAUAAACAAGAUUUGAAUUAUAACAACAAAGAACAUUUUAAAAACUUAUAUAUCUCAAUGUAGUAAAUUCACUCAUGUCAUUUAGAUCCGAUAAACAAAUGAACUAAGAACAAGUCAUAAAGAAAAAUAAAGGUCACCAAAUCGAAUUCCAUUACCCAAAAAAAAAGGAAAGCAUUCAAUGGACAACAAAAGAGCUCUCUAUUAUUUGUUCGUUACAAGAAAAUAAGAAAGAUAAUUCUUAUUUUUAAAUUUUCCCGCCUCAAGGCAAAUCACACAA